Messenger RNA from Lactuca saligna, 408 nucleotides. The record is from the annotation of a GenBank genome assembly. NCBI's taxonomy places the organism in Eukaryota, Viridiplantae, Streptophyta, Magnoliopsida, Asterales, Asteraceae.
AUGCUGCAAUCGCAUUUAGCUGUGGGUUGCCGCAACACUCACCUUAUUCCCCCUCGUCCCAGCAACAGCCUCCGUGAGGCUAUAGUAGGAUCGUCGGCGACUCCAUGCGACUCUGAUGACGGGCCUGAGGCCGGUGUCGAGGUUACCGUGGUGUUUCCCACUUCCGAGACCAUCCUCCGUUGCGUCGUCGAGUUUCCUGCCGCCGUUACUGUUACAUUGUCGCUGUCAUCGCCGGAGGACUCGUUUCCAUUGCUCCGGUCAGCGAUUUUCCAUCUUGAAGGACUACUGUGUCGUGUCGAUGCCCCAACCGUUGUAAGAACCGUUGUAGCACUAUUGCUCUUCCCCUCCGAAGCACUGCUUCCUUCCCGAUUGCCAUCUUAUCGCGUUGUUGCACCGCCGCUGUCGUAA